AUGAAGAGACCUCACGACUACAGCUCCCCCGACUCAGAUACUGAUGAGUUCAUCGAUGUGGGACAAGAAGACAGCUACUGUGCGGUGACUGGUUCCAUGUCCCCUGGUAGCGCCUCGCAGGUUCUGGCCCGAAAGAAGAGAAGAGGGAUCAUAGAGAAGAGGAGAAGAGACAGGAUCAACCACAGCCUGUCAGAGCUCAGAAGAUUGGUGCCUAGUGCAUUUGAAAAGCAGGGUUCUUCAAAACUGGAAAAAGCUGAAAUUUUGCAGAUGACAGUAGAUCACCUCAAACUGCUUCAUGCCAUGGGAGGAAAAGGUUACUUCGACGCUCGAGCUCUGGCCGUAGACUACAGGACUCUGGGCUUCAGGGAGUGUGUGGGGGAGGUGGUGCGGUACCUGAGUUCACUGGAAGGGGAUUCAGCAGACCCUAUCGCUGCCCGCCUCGUGUCCCACCUCUCCCACUGUGCCAGUGAGUUAGACCCCCUCCUGCUCCAGCCCGCCCCCGCCUCCGCCGUGCCCUUCGCCCAUUGGCACUGGCCUACCUUCCCUCCACUAUCUCCUGCACCUCCAACCUCAUCGUCACCCCCUUUCCACCGCCGGGACCUGGCUUUGUUGGGGGCAUACUCUCCACCGGUGUCUCUUCGUCUCAACCCUCCUCCUCCUCCCCUCGUUGCUCCGACUGCCCUGACCACCUCUGUCCCCCGGGUGUCCUCCCUCACCACGUCCCCGCUCCAUAGAGGAACACAGCCACCCCAUCACAGUGUGUCCAAUGUCUCUCCCCGUCCACUGUCCCCUCCUGCGUCUACGUCUGUCUCAACUGCCUCGUCUUCACCUCCUGCACAGGCUUCUUUUAGACCCUUCGCACCACUGGGGUCUCCCACAACCCAGCGCAGGGGUGUGAGUGUAUCAAGCAAGUCAAGUCAAGCAUGGGGGACAGAGAUUGGAGCAUUCUGACAGCUAUCAAUGCUUUUAUCUACUAAAGACAUUUUGCAAUAAAUAUGGACUUACAAUAGGUUGUCAUGAAUUUGAAUGCUGGAAUUUACACUUCGGAGUAUGCAUGUAGCGUGUUACAUAGAAUCUGACAAAUGGAGAAAGAUUUGUCCAGCCAUAAUGCGAUAGUGCACUUUUUUGUUUUAGCUAUGUGAGACAAAUC
Messenger RNA from Boleophthalmus pectinirostris (great blue-spotted mudskipper), 1150 nucleotides. RefSeq names its product hes related family bHLH transcription factor with YRPW motif like (gene heyl). The record is from RefSeq and is a predicted model, not a curated record. The transcript has 5 exons. The coding region runs from base 1 to 951 and encodes 316 amino acids. Gene Ontology annotation, cellular component: nucleus. NCBI's taxonomy places the organism in Eukaryota, Metazoa, Chordata, Actinopteri, Gobiiformes, Gobiidae. Gene Ontology annotation, molecular function: protein dimerization activity; DNA-binding transcription factor activity, RNA polymerase II-specific; RNA polymerase II cis-regulatory region sequence-specific DNA binding. Gene Ontology annotation, biological process: Notch signaling pathway; anterior/posterior pattern specification; regulation of transcription by RNA polymerase II.